AUGUCUUGGACACUCAAGCUCUCUCCAGUCAAAUGCAAGCGUGAUUGCAAGGACCCUGCCAAAUGUGUCGGUGAUGCCACAUAUGACUACGCCAGACUAUUGCUGCUGAAAUGGGUCAGGGAAGCCAAGGAGCAUGCACAUCAGCAGGUGGCCAGUGAGAGCGUGGAUGCUGCUGAUGACAAAGGAGAUGGUUGGGAGUCAGACAAUGAAGCUUCAAGCUCAAGGCUCGAUGUUGAAGUUGAGCUUCCACAGGCUCAUGACCUUGAGGAUGGCAAGGACAAGCGGCUGGAUGUUGAUACACCCACACCCAUGAAACCCCACUGCAUGCAGCCCAAAUCCCUGCCUGUAAUUCUCGUUGAGAAUGGUCUAUUCCCUACCUCACCUUGGGAGCCACACGUCGCAGUGUCCAUCAACUUGCUCAACCUCUAUCAGUCCUUAUUGGAACAUUUGGGAACAUUGAACUCUGCAUUUUGCUCAGCAUUGCAAGACAUUUAUGUGAGCCAUGGGUUCUGGAUGCUUGAUGCAAAGGGUGUCCCAAUGCAAGAGCCCUUUCGUCAUGGGUUUGGAUAUGCAACCAAGUGGUAUGGAUGUGUCAGACUCGCUUUGGAAGACAAGAUUGAUUCCAUGCUCUCAAACUCCUGUGCCAAGAUCCCCAAUUCAUUUGCAACUCCAAAUGAUAUACAGCCAUCAACACCAGCUAUAAAUGUUGACAAUGGUUCAGUCAGUGUCCUGCUUGUUUUUCUGGAACUCGCUUUGGACAGGGCUUUUCUGAAGGUGGUGAUGUCCAUGUUGCUGUUGACUGCAACUUCCAUCAGCGUCACUGAACAUCAGCAGGAGACUGCCCACACUUCUAUGACCUCAGGUAUAUCCUCUCCAAGCAUGAAGUUGAUGAAGCUGGAGUUUAUUCCAGACAUUGCUGUUGAUGAAGAUGAGAAGUCAUUUGAUGCUGCCAAUGAGAAGAAGGAGAAAACUCAUGGUGGACAUUAUAAUGACACAGGCUUAGCUGUGCUGGUGUGUCAUCAUGAUGUUCCUCUAUUCCUUGCCAAUGUGGAUACUCCUGGAGAGCAGCAGAAGUAUGCUGUUGCCCUCAUUGACAAACUUGCCUCUCAUCUGCCUGCAGCUGCUUCUAUUGCUGUAUUGUACGAUAUUGGAUGUGUAAUGGAUCAAAGCAUCAAUCUGUAUGACAUCUUUCUGCCAAUGUUAACUGAACGACUUGUCUUUGCAACCUCAGUGAUGCACUCAUAUGGGCACCAAUGGGCUUGUCAGCUAGUAUACAAUCCCAGGUUGACAGACGGUUUGGGGUUGACAGAUGGCAAAGGUGUAGAGCAAUUCUGGUCAUGCCUUUGGAAGCUCAUAGAUGCCCCUGCUCGACUGAAGAAGGAGCUUGAUGCUAUUCUAAUGUUACAGGUGCAUGUCGACACUGUUGAGUCUGCCAUCCAGGCCACUCAGACUGCCCUGAAGUCUUCACCAAUGACUGUAUCUCAGCUGAAUUUCAAUUUAUUGCAGCUCUCCUAUGUUCAUCAACAGCUUUGCAAUCAGAUCGACCAGCUCUAUGCAUCUCUGAAUGUCAGCCAGUCCUUCCCUGAGUUAGCAUCCCUCAACAUCACAUUUGUACAAAUGUUACUUCUUGCAUGCAACCUCAAGAUGAAUAUCCACAAAAGAGCAGUUGGAACCUUCUUUGAAUGGGACCAGCUUGACCAGGAACAAAGCUUCACCAACAAACAUGAAAAUCAAUCAGUCGCUGCAAGCCAGCUCUCCUUGCAGCUAUUCGGAAGUUCAAUGGACAACCUGCUUACAUGGUUUGAAUGGGAACUUGUUGCUCUGCAAAUAUCUCUCCAGAACAUUGAAGCAGAUUCACCUUUCCUCUUUCCACUGAAGCGUAGAUACGAACAAACAUGUGCACUUCAGCACCAAUGGAAGAACCCACUUGUUUCCGAUAUGCGCUGGCAUGCUAUUGUUCAAUCUGCACUGUGGACUGCACAUUCUAUAUGCCAUGGAAUCUCAUCUUCAGCCAUCCACUUCAUCUCACCUACCAUUGUUGCUGUUCCUGGGAUAUUCUCAGAUAUGCCUGGCCAGACCUUCACCUCAAUACUCAGAGAGUUCGAGAGUGACUAUGAUGAUGAAGACAAUGGGGACACUAUCUCAAACGAUGAAUCAGACUGCCUUGCAGACAUUCUUGAUGAUCUUGACCCAAGUCUGAGUCCAUCUGAUGUUACAUGUGAAGUUCCAUCAUACUCAGAAAAUGAUACCAUCUCAGUGACAUCCAGUGCUGAUGAUUCCGAGUCUUUCAAAUGUCAACAACCAACUAAAUCAACUUAG
This is a messenger RNA of Desarmillaria tabescens, 2319 nucleotides long. RefSeq lists its product as uncharacterized. Lineage: Eukaryota; Fungi; Basidiomycota; Agaricomycetes; Agaricales; Physalacriaceae. The transcript is spliced from 11 exons. The coding region runs from base 1 to 2319 and encodes 772 amino acids. The record is from RefSeq and is a predicted model, not a curated record.